Messenger RNA from Penicillium alfredii, 1098 nucleotides. RefSeq names its product amidohydrolase family protein. The coding region runs from base 1 to 1098 and encodes 365 amino acids. Gene Ontology annotation, cellular component: cytoplasm; cytosol. Gene Ontology annotation, biological process: secondary metabolic process. The transcript has 4 exons. Gene Ontology annotation, molecular function: carboxy-lyase activity; hydrolase activity. Lineage: Eukaryota; Fungi; Ascomycota; Eurotiomycetes; Eurotiales; Aspergillaceae. The record is from RefSeq and is a predicted model, not a curated record.
AUGUUACGCUAUCUCUGGCUACCGCUACUCCCCGUCUUCUGGUAUCUCUUGUCCAACAAUUUCAGCAAUAUGUCGGACCGAGCUAUGGACUGGCUCCAAGAUAAGGCGCUCGGCUGGAUAGAUGCGCCUCCGGUCAACAAGGUAGACACUCACCACCAUUUUGUGCCAGAAUUCUAUGCCAAAGCUAUCGAAGAUGCAGGAGGGGACCCCAGCGGCUGGCCCACGCCAUCGUGGACACCCCUACGGAGCAAGCUCCUGAUGAAACGUCUCGGGGUUCAGACUGCCAUCCUCUCGGCUACUGCGCCCGGUGCCUGUAUCCUCAAGGGACAAGCGUCCUUCGACCUAGCGCGGAAACUCAAUGAAUACGCGGCCGACCUGCGCGACAAGGAGCCCCAGCAUGUCGGGUUCUUUGCCGCUCUCCCCAGCCUCCUGGACACAGAUGCGGCCUUGGCCGAGAUCACUUAUGGUCUCGAUACGCUGCAUGCAGACGGCGUUACGGUCUUCACCCGCUACGGCGACAACCAUACUUACCUGGGCCAUCCCUCACUCGAGCCCAUCUGGGCCGAGCUCAACCGCCGUCGCUGUGUCGUGUUCGUGCACCCAACUCACCCGGUCGAUACGACCAUGAUGAACCCCAAGCUGCCCCAGCCGGCGCUGGAUUACCCGCACGAGACCACGCGCGCCGCCAUGGACAUGAUCUUAUCCGGCACCAAGGGCAAGUUUCCGGAUUGCAAGGUUAUCUUAUCGCAUGCGGGUGGUACCCUGCCAUACUUGGUGAGUCGCGUUGCCACGCCGAUGCGUAAGGCGCCCGGGUUUGUGGUGGAGAAUCGCAUGGGCACGACGCACGAGAAAGUCAUGGAAGACUUCCGGAGCUUUUAUUUUGAUCUGGCGCUGUCGGCGUCGCCCCAUGUGUUGGACAUGAUGCUCAAGACCAUCCCACAUGAUCAUAUCUUCUAUGGGAGCGACUUUCCUUAUGCGCCCAUCACGGCUUACCCGGCUUUUUUGGAGGAGCUGGAGGGAUAUGAAAUGAGCCAGGAGCUGAGAGACAAGAUAAAUUUUGGGAAUGCAAUCCAGUUGAUCCCUCGGUUGACAGGAUAA